Aspergillus terreus NIH2624 is the source of this 2373-nucleotide messenger RNA. Its product is annotated as putative siderochrome-iron transporter. Gene Ontology annotation, biological process: transmembrane transport. The record is from RefSeq and is a predicted model, not a curated record. The transcript is spliced from 7 exons. NCBI's taxonomy places the organism in Eukaryota, Fungi, Ascomycota, Eurotiomycetes, Eurotiales, Aspergillaceae. Gene Ontology annotation, molecular function: transmembrane transporter activity. The coding region runs from base 1 to 2373 and encodes 790 amino acids.
AUGACGGUCUGGAGCUUUCUCCACUCGCAGACCAGCCACGAUGGCCGAUCCACCUCCUCCACCGACUACGAGAAACAUCCCGAGAUCGAAAUCUCCGUGCAAGAGGAUCGUGCGCCAGAGCAAUCCGCCGGCGUCGUCAAGAUCGAGGCCGUCGAGGCCGUCGGAGGGCGCAAAGGACGCUACUUUCUAUAUGCCGGACUGGCCAUGAUCAUGAUCAUCUACGAACUGGAUAACUCCACCGUGGGCACGUAUCGCAACUUUGCUACCUCCGACUUUGACCAGCUCCCCAUGCUGGCCACCCUCAAUACCGCCGCCAGCAUCAUCACUGCCGUCUGCAAACCGCCCAUUGCCAAAAUCUCCGACGUCCUGGGCCGCGGCGAGGCCUACCUGCUCACCCUCAUCCUCUACAUCCUCUCCUACAUCCUCUGCGCCUCGUCGCGCAGCUUCAGCACCUACGCCGGCGGCUACGUCCUCUACGCCGUCGGCACCGCCGGCACCGCCAUCCUCAACUCCACCGUCGUCUCCGACCUCUCCUCCAUGCGCUGGCGCGGCUUCGUCUACAACAUCCUCUACCUCCCCUUCCUGAUCACCCCGUGGAUCUCCGCCUUCAUCGUCCAGAGCGUCGUCCACGGCAUCGGCUGGCGCUGGGGCAUCGGCAUGUUCGCCAUCCUCAUGCCCGUCGGCGCCGCCCCCAUCAUCACCACCCUGCUCGUCUUCCAGCGCCGCGCCCGCGCCGCCGGCCUCAUCCUCACCGAGCGCCUCAGCCCCCGCGCCUUCGCCUCCCGCAUCGACCUCGGCGGCAUCGCCCUGCUCUGCGCCGGCUUCGCCCUCCUCCUCAUCCCCAUCACCGUCGCCGCCAUCACCCCCGCCCGCUGGCGCACCCCCUGGGUCGACCUGCUCAUCGCCCUCGGCGCCGCCACCCUGCUCGCCCUCUACCCCUACGAGAAAUACGCCGCCCGCCACCCCGUCCUCCCCGUCCGCUACUUCCGCACCCUCUCCGUCGUCGUCGCCGUCGCCCUCGCCGCCAUCGACAACAUCGGCUUCGGCGCCACCCACACCUACCUCUACGUCUGGUCCAUCGUCGCCCACGACUUCUCCCCCCGCGACGCCCAGUUCCUCAACUACGCCAACGGCGUCAUGCAGGCCCUCGUCGGCAUGGCUACCGGCCUGCUGAUGUACCGCACGCGCCGGUACAAGUGGAUCGGCGUGGCGGGGGCGGUUAUCCGGCUGGUCGGGUAUGGGGUGAUGGUGCGUCUGCGCACGAACGAGAGCUCCGUCGCCGAGCUGUUCAUCGUCCAGCUGGUGCAGGGCGUCGGCAGCGGGGUUAUCGAGACGAUUGUCAUUGUUGCGGCGCAGAUCGCUGUCAGCCAUGCCGAGCUGGCGCAGGUUACGUCGCUGAUAAUGUUGGGGUCGUUUUUGGGGAAUGGUAUUGGGUCUGCGAUUGCGGGGGGGAUCUAUACGGGGGAGCUGCGGGGACGGCUGCGGUUGCAUAUGGGCGCGCAUACGGAUCAGGCGUUGGUCGAGCGGUUGUUUAAUUCGAUUACGGAUACGCUGCCGGCGUGGGGGACGCCGGAGCGCACGGCGGUUAGCCAGGCUUAUUCGGAUGUGAUGGGGUAUAUUACUAUCGCUGCGCUGGCAUUCUCUGUGCCGGUGGUCCUGCUUGCGCUCAUCCUGCCUGACAAGCGUCUUGGGAUCCAGCGGACACACAUCCUGCACCCAGACAUUGCGCACGCCGUCCUCAUGCACAAACGCCGUCUCGACGGGCGUCACCAUCUCAUCAAACCGCGACGCAAUCACCGUAACCUCGUUCCCCUCCUGCGCAAUCGGCUCCCCAUCAUUCAACCGCGCAAUCGCCUCCCCACCAAUCCCCAGCUCAUCGCACGCCGCACACCCCACCGUAUCCAGCACCGUGCCGACCAGCUCGCGCGACGUAUUCCCCAGCAGAUACGCCAGCUUGUACAGCCCGCCAAACGUGGUCCCGUGCGUCGGCGGCGCCACGGCCACGAUCUUGUCCACGAGCGCCGCCACGCCGUCCUCGAACUUCGGCGUGUACAGCGCCUGGAAUGCGCCCUCCGAGUGGCCGACCAGGUCGACCUUGCUCGCGCCGGUCUUGGCGGCGACUUUGCGGAUGUAGGCGGCGACUUGCGCGGAGGAUUCGGCGAUCGGUUUGAGGCCGCCGACCAGUGGGAAGGCUGGGUAUUCGCCGACGUUGAGGUCUUCGUACCAGGUUGCGCCGAGGCCGUGGUGCAGGAUUACCGGGUUGGGGUGCUUGGUGCUGCGGCAGGAGAAGUCGUUGAUGCUGGUGGAGAGGGCCCCCGUGAGGAGCAGGGUGCUCGUGAGGAGGGAGAGGUGCAUUUUGGCGGAGGGCCCUGA